This is a messenger RNA of Paramecium primaurelia, 503 nucleotides long. Lineage: Eukaryota; Ciliophora; Oligohymenophorea; Peniculida; Parameciidae. The record is from the annotation of a GenBank genome assembly.
AUGUAAUAAAUUAUUUAUAAUAUAUUUUACAAUAUUAUUUUUAUCAAAUAACCUUAUUCAUUGGAUGGAGAACAAAAAUUCUUCUUUGUUUCGAAUAAGGAUGUGGCAUCCUUUUGUUGUUUAAUUCGAUCAUCAUUUUAGGUUGAUAAGACCAUCACAGCAUUAUAAGGUGCGUAAGGUAACUGCAAUAAUAAAAAUAUUUGUGAUUUGAAUUAUUUUUGCAAUAAUCUGCAAGUUCAUAAGGAUAAGUUCUAUUUCAUAUUGACAGAAAAAAGAAAAGCAGAAACACAAAGUCGGAUGUCUUCUUAAGAUGACAAUAACAACCUUUAAUUGUAAAAAUAAUAUAUUUUGUUUAAUAGUUAAAAUAAUCUCAAAUUUAUCACCAGUCCUAGUAGGAGUGAUGCUCAUUAAUCAGUUAAUUUCCCUUAUGAUUAUAAUCCUACUCCAGGUUUAAGAUCAUCUAUAACAAUAAUGGAUUAAUUAUUAAAUUUAGGUAAUUGAGC